AUGUGCCAUCACCGCCUCCGUCGUCCUCGUCAGGGCUGCACAAGCUGGGCACUUCGCGUGCGCUAUUUUGAUGCUACCAAGGAGGGUAAAUUAUUACCUCGCAUAACGCACCACAAACCUCCGUAUGUGCCGUCGACACCUGCGUUGUCUGUACAAGGGUUGCACAAUUUAGGCGCGCCCGGCGCGCUACUCUGCAGAAAGCGCGCGCAAGCAAGGAAGGUAACUCAUUACCUCGACUGUUACGACCACUGCCUCCGUAACUUCCAGCGCUGUCUCUAUGUGCUAGACCUGCACAAGAAGGCACUUCAUGCGCGCCUUUGUGAAGUAACCCCGUGCCAGAGAGGAAGCCAUUUCGACCCACUGCGUGGCGAGCGGUGGGCGGGUGGGCGCACGGAGCUGCCAGAAAGGCAGACGCUGCGGCAUUGGAAGAGGCAGGCUGCGGCGGAGGCAGGGGGCGACGGCGGCAGGAGCGGUGUGGAUGGCCCCACGGUAGCUGUCAUUCAACGCCUACAAUCUCUUAAACGCCACGAAAAAAGGCUUUAACCAGAAUCUCCAGAAAAGUGCGAACACUCCAGAAGUUGGGCUCUUUUGAAGAGACACCCCGCAUUUUACAAUAAAGUCUGUGCUGUGUUAGAAUGUUACGAGUAUGUAUUAAAUAUUAAUUCUGCUCAAGGUAAAGUCAUUAGUAUUCAGUAUAAUAAUAAGAAUUGUAGUGAACGGAAAAUAAGAAUAACUAGUACAUCACUUCUAUAAACAGUGUCUGACAAAUAAAUGAAAGAACAUUGCGUGUGUCUAUGAAAUGGAUUCUCGCUCCUGUUCUUGCUCCAACAAUUAAUAAUAGUCUGACCUGAUAAACACCUUAGUCAUCUCAAACACUUUCUUUCCCAU
Gryllus bimaculatus (two-spotted cricket) is the source of this 888-nucleotide messenger RNA. NCBI's taxonomy places the organism in Eukaryota, Metazoa, Arthropoda, Insecta, Orthoptera, Gryllidae. The record is from the annotation of a GenBank genome assembly.